This is a messenger RNA of Podospora anserina S mat+, 2925 nucleotides long. RefSeq lists its product as uncharacterized. The record is from RefSeq and is a predicted model, not a curated record. Gene Ontology annotation, molecular function: ATP binding; ATP-dependent chromatin remodeler activity. Lineage: Eukaryota; Fungi; Ascomycota; Sordariomycetes; Sordariales; Podosporaceae. Bases 1 to 2925 code for a protein of 974 amino acids. The transcript has 4 exons.
AUGGCUCUUGGGGAUACACCUGAAAUCGGCCAGCAGGCAUAUGGGACAGUUGAAAAUUCCAACACGACUAACUUCCCGCCAUCACACACCAAACUCACGUUUGCUCCAGUGGUUGACCCAGGUGCAGGCAGCGGGCCAAGAAAGGCCGGUAAAAAAGGCAAGAAGGCCAAAAAAAGCGACCCGGACCCUGACGGGCCCCCCAAGAAUGCUAAGGAAUACUGGCAGCAACACUAUGCUCGUGCGUGCGAGAGCGGGUCGAAUUUGAAGCGCGAGGCUGUUGAGGAGCCCUACGAGACUCCCUCCACCAAAAUACAGCGCAUUUCAGGCCCAGACGACAAAUCUGAGGGGCUUAUUCCAGUCAAGACUGAAGAGGCCGUUUCGGUCAAAGCUGAGGAGGGUGUUUCGGUCAAAGCCGGGGCGGAUGUUUCGAUCAAGGCUGAGGAACCUGGUUUCAUCGAGAUCGAGGCGCCUGUUUUCGUCAAGGCUGAGGGGCCAGGUCUCAUCAAGACUGAGGAGGAUACCGCAUUUGACUACAAGAUACCUUCACCAAGUAAAACGGCGGUCCAGGCUGCAGUCGACGAAGCCUUGCAAACAAUUGAGGACAGGCUUGACAAGGGGGAUAUGCAGGCGUGCAAGGACUUUGAAGAGCUUCGUGAGGCCACGCUGUCAUUUGGGGUCAAUAACUGUAAGCCAGUGGAGGGAAAGUGGAAGCUCAAAGGCUUCAAAACACCACUUUACAAUCACCAGUUGAUAGGGGUGAGAUGGAUGUGUUCCCGAGAGUUCCACCCCCGCGGGUCCAAUGGAGGGAUCCUCGCCGACGAAAUGGGUCUCGGGAAGACAGUUCAGCUCCUGGCGUGCAUGUCACAAAACCCGCCUAGUAGUCGCCGGGACAAAGCCCAAAAAACCCUCAUCAUUGCGCCAGAGAAGCUGUUGACGCAGUGGUAUCGGGAGAUAUUUGAUCAUUGCGACGACAAAGGCCUGCGAGUGUUGGUUUACAAAAACGCCAAUGCAAUGGCCGAUGAUGAGUGCGCCAAUAGUGAUAUCAUCAAAGGGCUCGCCGAAUGUGAGGAGUCGGAGGAGAGUGAGGAUUCUUCAGAUUUUCGAGAGACCUCCCUGAAGCAGAAACUGCACCGGCAUGGCCCCCCGUUGUUUCGCAUCAACUACCACCGCAUCGUUCUAGAUGAGGCCCAUGCGAUUAAUAACAGGGAGAGCAGCACGUCCCUCGCCUGCAGAUACCUCACAGGCAAAUAUCGCUGGGUUCUAACGGGAACCCCGCUGACCAACACCACAGCAGAGGUAUUUCCCUACCUUGACUUCUUGGGCACCAAGUUCAAGAAGUACGAUACCUUCGUUCAGGCUAUGGGGGGCGUCAAGGGCAAGAUGGGAGACAUGGAAGAACUUCAGAAAACGCUAUCGGAACUUACUUUGAGACGUCGUGUUGACACGCAACUGAUGGGCGCACCCAUUCUUCAGAUUCCCAAGGCACAUCCGGUUCAGGUUGUCACGGUUAACUUUUCGCCUUUUGAGAUGGAAGCAUACGGGAGAACAAACCGGAGACAGAUGGCGUUGGAGGUACGGCGCCAAGCGUAUCAAGACGCCGGUCAACCAUAUGAUCCCGGACCAGAAAAGGGUACAAUGCAAAUGAUUGUCGAUCAUCUCCAAUUCUUCACCUCGCAUCCAGCCCUUGUUGAGCCUGACUGGUACGAGGACCAGGAGAACCAAGACAAGUCUAGGCUGCCGGAGCCCAGUGAGUGCGGCCACCCGUUCUGCGCCUCAUGUUUCGGUAACCUCAUAACCCGUCAUCACAACAAGGAGAAAGCCUGUUGCCCGAGCUGCAACAAGCCAGUCGGUUCUGGUAGAUCAGGCAAGGGCAGCUGUCCGAGUCAUCAGGGCAUGCCUAUCCUGCCUCGCGAUAACGGGCACACUUACCGUCACUUUGGUGACGAUGACAAUGGGUUUCAGCCACGGUUCAGUAAGCAUCAAGAAACCACAGGGAAAGGGACGAAAAAGAAGGCACGCAGAGCGAAGUCUGGCAAGAAGAAGAGGCAUCCAUCGAGGAGAAGAAAAGCAGCCAAGACGAAUAAUAAGGGGGGAAAGCAGAAGAGACAAACUGUCCAAACAGUGCAGCAAACACGCGCCAACACGCUCAAUUUCAUGAAGGGCGUCGACUCCCAUCCUUGGGAUCCGGUGCCGCACAGCACUAAAACGAAGGCCACACUUGACCUAAUCGACGGAUGGCAAUCUGAAGCGCCAGAGGAUAAGAUUAUCAUCUUUGUGCAAUGGAUCCCGAUGCUCUCGAUUUUGGGCCGCAUGCUUACACAGAGCGGAUACCGGUUUGUGUACUUCUGGGGCGACCUGGACCAGAACGACCAAGAGCAGUCUCUAAAGACCUUUAGGAAGGUCCCGGCCGUGAAGAUCAUGCUGGCAUCUAUUACCUGCACCGCACACGGUCUGAACCUCACGGUGGCGAACCGGGCCAUCAUGUAUGACCACUGGUGGAAUGUCUGUCGCCAGCAGCAAGCCUUCGGAAGAGUCCACCGUAUUGGACAAACCAAGGAAGUGCAUACGGCCAAGAUUGUGGUUGGAGGCUCUGUGGAUGAGAGGAUUAUUCAAAUUCAGCAGGAUAAGGAGACUGCUAUUUCUGGGGUUAUGGAUGGCAUGGACGAGAUCAAGAAGCGGCCAAUCUCGAUGGCUAAGGAGAUCUUGGGGUUGGGGGAUCUUUCAGACUCUAUCGAUGAAAAUGCUGACAUAGAUGAGGACGAGGAUUACUACGAGGAUAGCGAUGACGAGGAUGAUGAUGAGGAGGAGACUGAUAGCGAGAGCGAAUCCACUAGUGAUGAGAGUGGCAGUGAGAGUGGCUCCGGUAGGGGCAGCUAUGAUGAUGACGAGGAUGAUGGAGAGCACUCGGGGUCGAAGUCGGAUUAG